CUGAGGACUUAAAGCCCCAGCCCCAGGCAAGUGUUUCACUUUUGCAGUUAAAAAAAAUCGUUCCCUUAUUUUCCCCUUCUUUCAACAAAAGCAGCGUGUCAAGACUCCCCUGCAUCUCUCGCACCGUCUCAGCAUUCAGUAUGACUCGUGGCAAGUCCAUUGCUCAGAAAAACCCAGCGGACAUCAGCAACAGAUCCGAAAGAAAAAGGAGGCUGGACAGAUCAACCUCAGCUGAGGGACCGUUAUCCACUCCUUCGGACCUCAGCCUGUCACCCUAGCCUCGCGCAGUUCAUCUGAAUUGGCUCGACAAUUGGCGGUAAGAAUUAAAUAUGAAGAUGGCCUCAGGUUCAAAGACCCAGGGGUGAUGGAGCGUUAUGACAACAAACGCACCUUCAACCUGGAAAAGCAAAUAAGUUUGAAGGGGCUGCCUGAGAAUUUCCCCAGGAUCAUGGAACAACUCCGAAUAAGGAACUGGAUGAUUUUCACAUAAUCACCCGGGACUUUCGCGCCACAAAUUGUCCAAGAGUUCUAUACAAAUCUGGGGGCGGCUAUGGGAAAGAAGAAGGUGAUGAUGACUGGGCGUAUGGUUCGGCGGGUGGUGGUGCCCAUAUUCCAUGAGGGAAUCAAUCGAGAAUAUUUUGGGAAUAAUGACACACCUUAUCGGGAGUACGAGGAUAAGAUAAGAAAGGAUAUUGUCCAGGGUCAACAGGAUUGGUUGGCUGAGGUUCUUGCGGCUCCGGGUACUAGUCCUCCAUGGAUACACCCGAAGGUUGGGAUUAUGAAGGCUACCCUCAACAUUGAGGCAAACUUUUGGUUAUCUUUCAUCAGCAGCAGAUUCUGGCCUUCCCAAAAUGAGACUUUGGUGGGUAUUAACAAGGCGGUGUUGAUAGCGUGUAUCAUGACAGGGGUGCACAUCAAUGUGGGUCGGAUCAUGUACUAUCACAUUAUGGACAAAGCAUGGCAGACUACUAGGUCCAUCCCAUUCCCUUGCUUAAUUACUGCCUUAUGCCGUCAGUUUCAGGUAGCCGUGUUCAAACGGGUUGACAGAGAGUUCCAGACUACCGGGUUCGUGGAUAUUUUAAGGACUGAGGAUGAUGAGAGCUUGGAGAGACAGAGAAAGAGAGCGAGAGCCCAGGUACACUACAAGAGAAAAGAUCUUUAGCGAG
Molecule: messenger RNA, 1166 nt
Organism: Lycium barbarum (goji berry)
Lineage: Eukaryota; Viridiplantae; Streptophyta; Magnoliopsida; Solanales; Solanaceae
Exons: 2
Coding region: 551-1162 (203 amino acids)
Source: RefSeq, a predicted model, not a curated record